Messenger RNA from Magallana angulata, 1934 nucleotides. RefSeq lists its product as uncharacterized. The coding region runs from base 197 to 859 and encodes 220 amino acids. The record is from RefSeq and is a predicted model, not a curated record. The transcript has 6 exons. Lineage: Eukaryota; Metazoa; Mollusca; Bivalvia; Ostreida; Ostreidae.
UAUAGUUUCAUGUGAAUCCACUUUUAAUUUCCAGAAAAAAUGUACAAUAUGCGGAAAUGCACAGGUAAAAACUCGUGCUCAUGUCGUAAAGGCCACUUGGUACUGUAAUUGAAUAGAAGUAUAUAGUUUGAAAAGGGACAUUAUUCAAAACAAACCAACAGAACAGUUUUGAGACGUCAAUGCCUGACACAAAUAUAUGAAUUCAGAAAUUACACCACCGAUGUUUCUUGAAGUCAAUUAUUCAGAGGACAUAACUAAAGUCUCUCGGGCGUUCCUCAUACCCAGAGUUCAAGAAGGCACAGGUACCGCAAAUGAAUAUGCACCAACAAGUACAUUGGCCUGGACUAAUAAGACCGAGUACGAAACUCUAACCACUCGAGAGAUCCUCGAAACCAUUGAUCAAAUUGAGUAUGCGCCCAAAAUAGAUGUGAGUUUGAUUUCUUCAAUAUGUAUGUCCACACUUGUUGUUUUGAACAUUGCUUUUACUCUUCUGUUCUACCUUGCAUGGAGGAAAAGGAAAAAAGCCACUUCUGUAGUUUUACCAAACGCCGGAAGACAAACACAGGACCUGGAAAGUCUCGAUGAUUUAAAUCCAUACAGAACCAUAGAGAUAUUAGACAGCCCUAAUGAAGGGGUGUACAUCAACAGUGAAUUGAUUGUCCACAUGGAGGACGCAUGCGCAGAAUCUCUGUACGAUAGCAUCGGUUCCAGAAACACAUACUGUUCUUUAGAGGCUGUGCAACCACGUGAUCACUUCCGUAGAGACAAGUUUAAGACUCUGACAACUCUGUUUAACAUACACUCGCAAGACGUGAGUCGUACUGUUGUUAGCCUAACGAGAAAAGAUGUAGCACUAUAAAACACAGGAGAAGAAUGCUGAGUAUAAUUGCUCAUACUUCUACAAUAUAGAAAGGACAAGCGUAUCAUGGUUAACAAAACCUGUAUUAACAUAUUAUAGAGCAAAUGCACGGUAACCUGCAUUUUAUUAUUUAAAAUAUAAAAUCACGUGUUUCGAUUUUCAAAAGAACUUAUAUUUUUUUCUCGGUGUAUCUAUAGUUGUUCUUUAAAACUGAUUAAUUAUUAGGAUUGUUUUAUGUGCCACUAUUUAUUGCAAAUCUUGUGUACUUUCAUAUUCAAAACCAGAACCUUCAACAAAAUGUUUGAGACAUCUUACAGUAAUGGAAAAUAUAAAUAGAUCGUUUUAUUAACUAAUUUUGUAUUAUUUCAUUCAAAAGAAAUUUAAAUAUAUUAAUGAUAUAGUAAAUGAUUUUGUAUCCAAAUGAGCCUACAUAUAUAUUAUUGUAGCGUGUUAAGAUAAAUGCAUUCAUUACAAGCGUUUUAAAAAAUCGGACAAUGGGGACGGCUACUUUUUUUUUUUAUUAAAUACGGGAACAUCUUAAUCUUAAUAAUUUUAAACACUUUUUAAAACUGAAAGAAGAACUGUUUAAAAAAGUUUUAAAGAAAGUAUGAUAUUUAGCGGAAAAUUAUUUUCAACAAGUUAGCAUGGAUUUGAAAUAGCCUAUUUCUGAGUGUUCCUAUUCUUGUAUAUAUAUAGAAAUGGCAUUUAGGGAUGUACUUGAUUUGACGGAAGCGGCCUUCUGCAAAAAAACGCUAAAAAGAAUACACAGACAAAUGUAAUAUGUUUACAGUAAAUGUUUUGUGAGAGAACGUACGAAAAGCAUAUAUAUACAAAAUUUAAUGUGCUUGUAAUGCUACAUAAUGUGGCAUCUGUUUUGUUUUAUCCUGCUUCGUGCACUUUGCUCAGAAAUCCUUAUAUUUCUUCAAAUGUCUCUAAUAAUUUGAUAUGAAUAAUUUCAAGUAAUCUGUCAAAUUUUUUAAAUGAUAUAUUUCAGGCCUCGAACCCCCAUGACAUUGAACAAUCACUUAAAGUUGAACUCCUUUGGCGCUCUCUGUAAUGUUUGCCCGAAUAAAAA